Molecule: messenger RNA, 4419 nt
Organism: Fraxinus pennsylvanica
Lineage: Eukaryota; Viridiplantae; Streptophyta; Magnoliopsida; Lamiales; Oleaceae
Source: the annotation of a GenBank genome assembly
AUGCUUCUCUGUGUGUAUGUGUAUAUAUAUAUAUAUGCAGAUCUGAAGCUGAAAUAUGUAGUCCAUACCAUCAUGGCUCAGUUAGUUGGUGCAGAUGAAAUAGAAUCAUUCAGAAUAGAGCUAUCAGAGAUAGGAAGAAGCUUAAGAUCAUCAUUUCGGCAUCACACUGCAAGUUUUCAUAGCAAUUCAGCAACAAGUUUUGGAGACAAUGUUGAUCCUGACAAUGAAUCUGUCUUACAAUGGUCUGCUAUCGAUAGACUGCCAACAUUUGAACGGUUAAGAACAUCUUUGUUUGAUGAAAAUGAUGGAAAUGAAGCUGAUAGUAAAGGAAGAAGAGUGGUUGAUGUUACUAAGCUUGAUGCUCCGGAAAGGCACAUGUUCAUUGAGAAGCUCAUUAAACACAUUGAACAUGACAACCUUCGCCUGCUGCAGAAAAUCAGAAAGAGAAUAGACAGAGCUGGAGUAAAAUUGUCUUCAUUUGAAGUCAGAUACACCAAUUUGUCCAUAGAAGCAGAGUGUGAGGUUGUUUAUGGGAAGCCCCUCCCAACUCUUUGGAAUUCUCUUAAAAGCAUACUCUCGGACCUUGCCAGGCUUCCAGGUUUACCAACACAACAAGACGCGAAGAUCAGCAUCGUAAAUGAUGUCAGUGGUAUCAUUAAGCCAGGAAGAAUGACUCUGCUACUUGGUCCUCCUGGGUGUGGAAAGACCACAUUAUUGAAAGCCCUCUCUGGAAAUUUGAACAAAUCACUAAAGGUUACUGGUGAGAUUUCAUACAAUGGUUAUAAAUUGGAAGAGUUUGUGGCACAGAAAACUUCAGCUUAUAUAAGUCAAUAUGAUCUACAUAUCCCUGAAAUGACUGUCAGGGAAACUCUUGAUUUCUCUUCACGCUGUCAGGGUAUUGGAAGCAGAACAGAAAUUUUGCUUGAGCUUACAAGAAGGGAGAAAGAAGCGAAAAUUGUUCCAGAUCCCGACGUAGAUACAUAUAUGAAGGCAAUUGCUGUUGAAGGACAAAAGACAACUCUUCAAACAGACUACAUAUUAAAAAUUCUCGGUCUUGAUAUCUGUGCGGACACGCUCGUUGGAGAUGCCAUGAGGAGAGGUAUCUCUGGAGGUCAGAAGAAAAGACUGACGGCAGGUGAGAUGAUUGUUGGACCUACGAAAGCAUUAUUUAUGGAUGAAAUUUCAAACGGAUUGGACAGCUCGACUACAUAUCAGAUUGUUGCUUGUCUUCAACAACUGGCACACAUUGCAGACGCUACCGUACUUGUGUCCCUUCUCCAGCCUGCACCAGAAACUUUUGACCUCUUUGACGACAUCAUCUUAAUGUCAGAGGGAAAAAUUGUCUAUCAUGGGCCUCGAUGUGAUGUUUUAGAAUUUUUUAAGGAUUGUGGAUUUAGGUGUCCAGAAAGGAAAGGAGUAGCUGAUUUUCUGCAAGAGGUUAUCUCGAGAAAAGAUCAGGAACAGUACUGGUGUAAAACUGAGCGAACUUACAGUUUCAUUUCUGUAGAUAUGUUGUCAAUGAAAUAUAAGGAAUCUUCUUACGGAAAGAAGCUUAGCGAAGAGCUUUCGGUGCCAUUUGAGAAGUUAAAGAGCCAAAAAAAUGCCAUUAGUUUUAAUGUGUAUUCUCUUCCUAAAUGGGAUCUCUUUAAAGCCUGUAUGUCCAGAGAAAUUCUUCUCAUGAAAAGGAAUUCUUUCAUUUAUGUAUUCAAAGCUGUUCAGCUUGUCAUUAUUGCAUCUAUAACUAUGACCGUAUUCUUGCGGACUCGGAUGGGCGUUGAUCUUGUCCAUGCCAACUAUUACUUGGGAUCUCUAUUUUAUGCUCUCGUCAUUCUUCUUGUUGAUGGAUUCCCAGAGCUUACUAUGACUGUUUCAAGGCUAGCAGUUUUCUACAAGCAGAGAGAUUUUUACUUCUAUCCGGCCUGGGCAUAUGCCAUACCAGCCACCAUUCUCAAGAUUCCUCUCUCGUUGUUGGAAGCUCUGGUCUGGACAUCUCUUACUUAUUACACUAUUGGGUAUAGCCCAGAGGCAGGGAGGUUUUUCCGCCAAAUGAUAUUAUUAUUUGCCGUGCACUUGACCUCAACAUCUAUGUUUCGUUUCUUGGCAAGUAUGUGCCGGUCAGUGGUUGCAUCUACAACAGCCGGUAGUUUGUCACUAUUAAUUCUGUUACUCUUUGGUGGCUUUCUGAUCCCAAAAGCAUCCAUGCCAAGUUGGUUAAAGUGGGCAUUUUGGGUUUCUCCACUAUCAUAUGGCGAGAUAGGUCUUGCGGUGAAUGAGUUUCUGGCUCCAAGAUGGCAAAAAGAGCUCUCUGGUGAGACCACAGUAGGGCAGGAAACACUUGAAAGCCGUGGGUUAAGCUUUGGUGGACAUUUUUUUUGGGUAUCACUUGGUGCAUUGUUUGGGUUUACGAUACUGUUCAACAUUGGGUUUACCUUGGCCUUGAGUUUCUUAAAACCUUCUGGUUCUCGUGCAAUUAUUUCAAGUGAAAAACUCUCACAACUUCAAGGAAGAGAAGAAUAUGUUAGCGAAGCCCAUGCAGAACAGUCCAAAAAUUCCCCUAGCACCAGUACAAAAUCUCGUAGAGACAGAAUGGUUUUACCUUUUGAACCCCAAACCAUAGUGUUUCAAGAUGUGCAAUACUAUGUUGAAACCCCAAUGGCAAUGAAGGAGCGAGGUUUCACUCAGAAAAAGCUGCGACUUCUUUGUGAUAUCACUGGUUCAUUUAGACCUGGUGUUCUUACAGCACUUAUGGGUGUCAGUGGAGCUGGGAAAACAACUCUUCUCGAUGUUCUUGCUGGUAGAAAAACUAGUGGCACAGUGGAAGGAGAAAUAAAAAUUGGAGGGCAUCCAAAAGUUCAAAGAACAUUUGCUAGGAUUUCUGGUUACUGUGAGCAAACUGACAUACAUUCCCCUCAAAUUACUGUUGAAGAAUCAGUUAUUUUUUCUGCAUGGUUACGGCUGCAUCCCCAGAUCGAUUUGAAUACAAAAUAUGACUUUGUGAAAGAAGUCCUUGAAACCAUUGAGCUUGAUGGAAUUAAAGAUACGUUAGUGGGCAUGCCUGGUGUUAGCGGUCUGUCAACUGAGCAACGCAAGCGGCUCACGAUAGCUGUGGAACUCGUUGCCAACCCCUCCAUUAUCUUUAUGGACGAACCUACAACUGGACUGGAUGCUAGAGCAGCUGCAAUUGUUAUGCGGGCAGUAAAAAAUGUAGCAAAUACUGGGAGGACAAUUGCUUGCACCAUUCACCAACCGAGUAUCGAUAUAUUUGAAGCAUUUGAUGAGUUAGUUCUCUUGAAAGUUGGAGGACACAUGAUCUACUGUGGGCCUUUAGGCCAGCAUUCCUGUGAAGUAAUUCGAUAUUUUGAGAGCAUCUCAGGUGUGCCAAAAAUUAGAGAUAACUUCAAUCCAGCUACAUGGAUGUUAGAGGUCACUUCCACUUCUUCAGAAGCUGAACUUGGGCUAGACUUUGCCCAGAUUUAUAAGCAAUCUGCAUUGUAUGGGGAUAAUAAAGAGCUUGUAAGAAAGCUGAGCACCCCACCUCCUGGUUCACAAGAUUUGCAUUUCCCAACCCACUAUUCACAAAAUGGUUGGGGACAAUUCAAGUCCUGCCUCUGGAAGCAGCAUUGGUCUUACUGGAGAAGUCCUUCGUAUAACUUAAUGCGCUCAAUUCAUAUGCUAUUUGCAUCCUUGCUUUUUGGAGUCCUAUUCUGGGAUCAAGGGAGAAAAAUACAUAAUCAGCAGAGUCUAUUCACUAUACUUGGUUCAAUGUUCAGUGCCACACUCUUCUGUGGCAUAAAUAAUUCCUCUUCAGUGUUGCCGUAUAUUAGUACAGAGCGAACUGUUUUCUACAGAGAAAGAUUUGCUGGAAUGUAUGCACCAUGGAUUUAUCCAGCUGCACAGGUCUUAAUUGAGGUUCCAUAUAUCUUAGCCCAAGCACUCGCAUUCACAAUCAUCACAUAUCCAAUGAUUGGGUAUUAUUGGUCAGCAUACAAGGUCUUCUGGUAUUUCUACUCUAUGUUUUGUACCCUGCUGUACUACACUUAUCUGGGAAUGUUUUUAAUAUCGGUGACACCAAGCUUCCCAGUAGCUGCUAUUCUACAGUCAACCUUUUACACAAUGUUCAACUUGUUUGCUGGAUUCUUGAUUCCUCUCCCGCAAAUUCCCAAAUGGUGGAUUUGGUUUUAUUAUUUGAUUCCUACAUCUUGGACAUUGAAUGGUAUGCUUACCUCACAAUAUGGAGACAUAGAAAAGGAAAUUAUGGUGUUUGGAGAAUCCAAAUCAGUAUCAGGUUUUCUGAGAGAUUAUUUUGGAUUUCACCAUAACAGAUUACCUAUUGUUGCUGUUGUAUUGAUUUUGUAUCCUUUUCUUUUUGCUUCUAUAUUUGCAUAUUGUAUUGGGAAGUUGAACUUCCAGAAGAGGUGA